Molecule: messenger RNA, 228 nt
Organism: Amoebophrya sp. A25
Lineage: Eukaryota; Dinophyceae; Syndiniales; Amoebophryaceae
Source: the annotation of a GenBank genome assembly
GAACAAAUGACUUCUCUUCAUCUACUAGUAUGUUUGAACAAGAAGGUCAUACACAUACAGGUACUGUUGUUACAAGAUCAGUAUCAUCGCCUUUUCUUGCUUCUAGAUCUAGAGGAGGAGGACAAGAAGGAGUAGAUGACAGUCGUGGAGGACAAGGACUUCAAGUGGGAGGAAGUAGCGCGAGCUCAGCGGAUAGACACCGUCCCACAGCUCGUGCUGUUGAGCGUG